Molecule: messenger RNA, 363 nt
Organism: Mercenaria mercenaria
Lineage: Eukaryota; Metazoa; Mollusca; Bivalvia; Venerida; Veneridae
Product: chorion class high-cysteine HCB protein 13-like
Exons: 2
Coding region: 1-363 (120 amino acids)
Source: RefSeq, a predicted model, not a curated record
AUGGAUAAAGGAUGUUGUGGGGAUGGGGUGGCUGAAGGAUGUUAUGGGGAUGGGGUGGCUGAAGGAUGUUGUGGGGAGGCUGAAGGAUGUUAUGGGGUGGCUGAAGGAUGUUAUGGAAGUGGGGUGGAUGAAGGAUGUUGUGGGGAUGAGGUGAACGACGUUUUGGGAUGUUGUGGGGGUGGGGUGGAUGAAGGAUGUCGUGGAAGUGGGGUGGAUGAAGGAUGUUGUGGGGAUGGGGUGGCUGAAGGAUGUUAUGGGGAUGGGGUGGCUGAAGGAUGUUGUGGGGUUGAGGUUGCUGAAGGAUGUUUUGGGGGUGGGGUGGAUGAAAAAUGUUAUGGGGAUGGGGUGGCUGAAGGAUGUUGA